CCGGCUUUGAGAAUAAAAGCAGCGAAGUGGGCGUUCGGGACAGUUUGGUCCCUGUUUGCUUCUCGUCCUCCGGGAAAAGUUUGGAGAAAUGGUGCAGCAGCUGUCCAAAUGUGGGGCGAAGGAGGCUCCCGUGCUGAAGGCUGGUCACCCUCCUGCAGUGAAGGCUGGAGGUAAACGGGUGGCCAAGAAAAGCUUGGAAGAGAGUGCCACCCAUGGGACUCCGGAGAAAGAGACCAAGAGGUCUGAUAAACUGAGCAGGUCCCUUGCCACCUCCAACAGGAUGCAACAAGUUGGCAUUCUUCUGGCAGGAACUCUCGACAAGCUGAGCCAUGACUUUCCAGAGACUCCGGUGAGUGUGAGGCACAGCAAGGUGCGGCCUGCGGUGGAGAAGUCCCACUCGCCCCGGACCUUUUUCAUCCAGCAGCCGAGGAAGUUCUGAGCGGCGCAUGCGUUUCAGAACGGCCCCGGAGGGAGCCGUGUUGAGUCAACCGUGAACGACGAACAUAAAGUGUGAGACACGCGAGGGGACUGAAGGGUUGUCUGUGAAGUGUUGACGGAAAGAAAGCUUUCAUCGAGCUCUGUAUUUAGAAGAGAAAAUGAGCUUUUCCAGGCUGUGCUUAUCUGUGAGAAUACUGUAAACCAGCAUUUAAUGUGCCUUUCUCUAGUGUUGUAAGAAAUGCUGUAGUUGAAUUUACCAGCUGACGGAAAAGAGAUGGCAUUUGGGUAUGUUUAAUGUGACUGUUUGGGGGUGUAAAGUGGGUCUUUUGAGACAGUUUUUUUUUUCCAGUGAAAUCUUCACUAUGUAUUGCUUGGCACUUAUUAGAUUUAAUAAAAAAAACUUACAUUGCAUGUCA
Messenger RNA from Chelmon rostratus (copperband butterflyfish), 854 nucleotides. It is a transcript of the gene dapl1b.1, whose product is annotated as death associated protein 1b. Lineage: Eukaryota; Metazoa; Chordata; Actinopteri; Chaetodontiformes; Chaetodontidae. The transcript is spliced from 4 exons. Gene Ontology annotation, biological process: apoptotic signaling pathway; negative regulation of autophagy; cellular response to amino acid starvation. The coding region runs from base 89 to 439 and encodes 116 amino acids. Gene Ontology annotation, molecular function: death domain binding. The record is from RefSeq and is a predicted model, not a curated record.